Molecule: messenger RNA, 4920 nt
Organism: Poeciliopsis prolifica (blackstripe livebearer)
Lineage: Eukaryota; Metazoa; Chordata; Actinopteri; Cyprinodontiformes; Poeciliidae
Gene: adcy2b
Product: adenylate cyclase 2b (brain)
Exons: 25
Coding region: 951-4301 (1116 amino acids)
Biological process (GO): adenylate cyclase-inhibiting G protein-coupled receptor signaling pathway; adenylate cyclase-activating G protein-coupled receptor signaling pathway; intracellular signal transduction
Cellular component (GO): plasma membrane
Molecular function (GO): adenylate cyclase activity
Source: RefSeq, a predicted model, not a curated record
UAAAUAUGCCACAAACAGUCCUAAAUAGGACAGUUAAACAAGCACACACACACCCCCACACACACACACACACACUCCUCUUCCUCCUUGCCUCCUCUUCUGCCAACUUCACACUUUUCCUCCCUCCUGUCGGUGUCUUGGGUCACUUCCUUUUUGCACAAGAUCGCACAAACACACCCGUAGAUGUGCACACACACUCGCCUCUCUCUACAUAUUUGCUUUUCUCACACAUCUUUAUCUUCACAUUACCACUUUUCUCUCCCUCUCCACACUUUUUUACCCAAUAGCUCUCUCUCUCUCUCUCUCUCUCUUCCAACACAUUGGUACAGCCUCUCUUUCUCUCUCUCCUAUCCUCCCUCCCAGAUAUACACACACAUACACACACUCUCUCCCUCUCUCAGUCCUCAACUGCACCUCAGCACGGCAACUCGCUGCUUCGUCGCGGCUGCAGCGCAGAGCGGCGACGGGGCUCCUGCCGGCUCUCCAUCACCCUGAGACCAACCAUAAAGAGCAAACAAGAACCUGGAGGAGGAGGGAGAGGGCGGAGGUCGGUGGAGGGAGAACGCCGAAGUCUCAUCUUCCUCCCUGGGACUCCAAAGCAAGCACCCAUCUUACUGACAGGAGGAGGAGGAAGAUCUGUUUUCACACUGUCCUGACUCAGUUCGUCACCUCCAGCAGAAGCAGCAGCAGAGGAUGCACGAGGAAGGAAGAAAGUUCUCUCUCUCUGCAACUCAGCGCCGCGUCGAUCAUUAGGAGCCGAGGAAACUUUUUUUCAAGAAACGAGAGGAAGGGCGGGGGGCCUAAGGGAGAAAGUUCCCCUCGCCCUCUUCCUCCCCCCUGGCCUGCCCCCCAACUCUGUCCACGCGGUGCUGCUUUUCUGUUUUUCUGGGUGGGUGGGUGGUAUUUGUCAGGGAGGAAAGCAGCGCCCCAAAUCCCCCCCGCGCCCCCCCAUGUGGCAGGAGGCUCUGUGGACCCGCGGACGCUACCUGCUGGAGAAGAGCGAUGGGGCCGGCGAGGGAGCCGAGGGGCCCGACGGCCCGGGGGACGGCGGCGGCCCCGGGUUCCAGGGCGAGGCGUGCCCGGAGGCGGAGAAGCCCCAGGACUGGCUGUACGAGUCGUACUACAGGAUGAGCCAGCAGCAUCCGCUCAUCGUGUUCCUGCUGCUGAUCGUCAUGGGAACCUGCCUGGCGCUGCUGGCCGUGUUCUUCGCAUCGGGGCUGAACACGGAGGAUCACCUGACGUUCCUGAUCGCCGUGUCCGCCGCCCUCUUCCUCUUCCUGUCCAUCUUCAUCCUCGUCUGCAUCGAGUCUGUCUUCAAGCGGAUGCUGCGCCUCUUCUCCCUGCUGACGUGGGCCUGUCUGGUCACCAUGGGUUACCUGUUCAUGUUCUCCGGCGGCAGGCUCAGUCCCUGGGACCAGGUGUCGUUCUUUCUGUUCAUUGUGUUUGUGGUCUACACCAUGCUGCCCUUCUCCAUGAAAUGGGCCGUCAUCGCCAGCGGCAUCACCUGCCUUUCACACACCGUCACCCUCAGCGUCUGCCUGACCUCCACCGCGACAGAACUGGAACCUCUGGUGUGGCAGAUCCUGGCCAAUGUGAUCAUCUUCACCUGUGGAAACCUGGCCGGGGCGUAUCACAAGCACCUCAUGGACCUGGCGCUCAGGCAGACCUAUCAGGACACCUGCAACUGCAUCAAGUCACCCAUCAAACUGGAGUUUGAGAAGCAUCAACAGGAGCGCUUACUGCUGUCCUUGCUGCCCGCGCACAUCGCCAGAGUGAUGAAAGCCGAAAUCAUCCAACGGCUGCAGGGGCCAAACUUCGGUCGCACCGAGAGCACCAACAACUUCCACAACCUCUACGUUCAGCGGCACACCAACGUCAGCAUCCUCUACGCCGACAUUGUGGGCUUCACUCGUCUGGCCAGUGACUGCUCCCCUGGCGAGCUUGUUCACAUGCUGAACGAGCUGUUUGGCAAAUUUGACCAGAUCGCGAAGGAAAACGAGUGCAUGCGGAUCAAGAUCCUGGGCGACUGCUACUACUGCGUGUCCGGCCUCCCGGAGUCGCUGCCGAACCACGCCAGGAACUGCGUGAAGAUGGGCCUGGAUAUGUGUGAGGCCAUCAAGAAGGUCCGCGACGCCACCGGGGUGGACAUCAACAUGCGCGUCGGGGUCCAUUCCGGGAACGUCCUCUGCGGCGUGAUCGGCCUCCGCAAGUGGCAGUACGACGUGUGGUCGCACGACGUCACGCUGGCCAAUCACAUGGAGGCGGGAGGAGUGCCGGGGCGGGUCCACAUCUCCUCUGUGACGCUGGAGCACCUGAAAGGCUCAUACAAGGUGGAGCCCGGAGACGGACAGAGCAGAGACUCCUACCUGAAAGAGCACAAUGUGGUCACCCACCUGGUCAUCAACCCCAAGAUGGAGAGGCACAGCCCGCUGCUGGGCGUGCGCUCCCGACCGUCUCUGGACGGGGGGAAGAUGAGGGCGUCCGUCCGGAUGACCCGCUACCUGGAGUCCUGGGGGGCGGCCAAGCCCUUUGCCAACCUCCACCACCGAGACAGCAUGACGGCCGACAACGGCAAGAUCAACACGAGAGACGUUCCUAUGGGGCAGUACUACUUCCAAAGAAGAGAAAGAUCCAAAUCUCAGAGAAAAAGAUUCGAGGAAGAACUCAACGAGCGAAUGAUUCGCACCAUCGAUGGCAUCAACUCACAGAAACAGUGGCUGAAGUCUGAGGACAUCCAGAGGAUCUCAUUGUUCUUUCACAACAAAGCGCUGGAGAAGGAGUACAGAUCCACCACCUUACCUGCCUUCAAGUACUACGUCACCUGCGCCUGCCUCAUAUUCUGCUGUAUAUUCGUGGUGCAGAUCCUCGUCUUGCCCAAAACUGCUGUGCUGGGGAUUUCAUUCGGCCUGACGUUCCUGCUGUUGGCUUUGAUCCUCCUCCUUUGCUUCGCUGGUCACAUUCUGCAGGGAGGGAAAGGGUCCUUCUGCUCUCUGCCAUGGCUCCCGGCUUCCUCUCGCAUCAUCGUCACCAACAACCCCUGGCUGCGAUUGGUCCUCACCAUGACGACCACGGCUCUCAUACUGGUGAUGGCUGUGUUCAAUAUGUUCUUUGUGGAGGAUCCUGGAGGACCUGCAGAGGACGUCCAGACAGCUGCUCUCUCUGUGAAUGUGUCCAACAGCAGUCGGUCCAACUACCUGGAGGACAAAAACAAGUUUUACCUGCCGUACUUCAUCUACUGCUGCAUUCUGGGCCUGGUCUCGUGCUCCGUCUUCCUGAGGAUCAACUACGAGCUGAAGAUGGUGAUGAUGCUGGUCGCCGUGGUGAUCUACAACAUCAUCAUCCUGCAGACUCACGCCUCCCUGCUGGACGGAUUCAACAAAGCCCUCUACCCCACGGACAAGCCGCACAGACCGGGCGUCCUGAAGGACCUGAAGACGAUGGGCUCCGUGUCUCUGUUCAUCUUCUUCAUCACUCUGCUGGUAUUAGCCAGGCAGAACGAGUAUUACUGUCGGCUGGACUUCCUGUGGCGGGACAAGUUCAAGAGGGAGUGUGAGGAAAUUGAAACCAUGGAGAACCUGAACCGGGUUCUGCUGGAGAACGUCCUGCCGGCGCACGUGGCCGAGCACUUCCUGGGACGCAACUGGAAGAAUGAGGACCUUUAUCAUCAGUCGUACGAGUCAGUGUGUGUGAUGUUCGCCUCCAUCCCGGACUUCAAAGAGUUUUACACUGAGUCUGAUGUCAAUAAGGAAGGACUGGAGUGCCUCCGACUUCUCAACGAGAUCAUAGCCGACUUUGAUGAGCUGCUGUCGAAGCCCAAGUUCAGCGGCGUGGAGAAGAUAAAGACCAUUGGCAGCACCUACAUGGCUGCAACUGGGCUCAAUGUGGCUCCAGGACCAGAGUCCACACAAGAACACGACAGACAGUACAUGCACAUAGGCACCAUGGUGGAGUUUGCCUUUGCACUGGUUGGGAAGCUGGACGUCAUCAACAAACACUCUUUCAAUGACUUCAAGCUGCGAAUAGGUAUUAACCAUGGACCGGUGAUAGCGGGAGUCAUUGGGGCUCAGAAGCCUCAAUAUGACAUCUGGGGGAAUAGCGUUAAUGUGGCCAGCAGGAUGGAAACCACGGGGGUUCUGGGUAAAAUCCAGGUGACAGAAGAGACCAGUGGCGUCUUAUCCAACCUGGGCUACAUGUGUUCGUGUCGCGGCAUCAUCAACGUGAAGGGCAAAGGGGAGCUGAAGACCUACUUCGUCCACACAGAGAUGACCCGAUCUCUGUCGCAGGGGACCGUGAUGCCCUGAGCACGCCUCGACCGCCGACAUACGCCUGAAAACAACAAUCGCACAAAGCGGCACAGAAGUGAUUUGUCAUGCUCUGUAAGUAGAACCCAUUACCAAGAGCCAGCGGCGCACUGGACCGGCAUCUGUCAAGAGGCCAAGGUGGGCCGGCGCGGUCCUUCAACGCUGCACUCUGAGUGGGUUUGCACCUCUCCAGUGUUACGAGGACGUCACUCUGAGGAGUCUCUUCACAGCCUAAAGGAGAGCCUGACUAAAGAGAGGGUGGCUAAAUUAGUGCAGCUCUCAAGGACCCCCAGUCACCUGUCUGUAAAAUAGUAGUGGUGUGGAGCUAAUUACCCAUGCCGGUGUCGCAGUGCUUCACGGCCUUAUACUUGAGCAAAUUGAGCCACCUGUCGAGUUGAUUUGGGGUUUUUUUCGUUUGUUUUUUUUUUUUUUUUUAAUCAACUUUCUGCCUGCCUGAUUGGCACUGAGAGCUGAUUUUUGGUUCAUUUCAUUUCCAAAUGGAUGUUACAAUAAUUCUCGUCAUAUAGGGGGUGUUCGUGUCAAUAAAUUGACAGCUUGAUGGGUAGUUUGCCAAAAAAAAAAAAAAAGAUAAAACCUGUGAUUGUAUUUCUAGGCUUUA